Molecule: messenger RNA, 7515 nt
Organism: Fundulus heteroclitus (mummichog)
Lineage: Eukaryota; Metazoa; Chordata; Actinopteri; Cyprinodontiformes; Fundulidae
Product: myosin-9
Exons: 41
Coding region: 211-6081 (1956 amino acids)
Cellular component (GO): myosin complex
Molecular function (GO): ATP binding; cytoskeletal motor activity; actin filament binding
Source: RefSeq, a predicted model, not a curated record
GAGGGAGAGAGGAGAAGAAAAAAAAGAAAAAAAGAAAAAAACGACCGAGAGGGUAACUGGGUGAAGUUUGGAGAGGAAGCGAGCGCUGUAGUUUAGUCUGAGCUCUGCUGUCGACAGGAAAAAGAAGUUUGACUCCGGCGACGCUGACUGAGCCCUCCGGUUGUUGAAAGCCACUCUCUGCAAGGCGAACGGCAACCAAAACCCGCCACCAUGUCGGACGCGGACAAGUUUCUGUAUGUGGACCGCAACGUGGUCAACAACCCGCUGGCGCAGGCUGACUGGGCCACCAAGAAGCUGGUAUGGGUGCCUUCGGAGCGCCUGGGCUUCGAGGCGGGCUCCAUCAAGGAGGAGCACGGCGAGGAGUGCGUGGUGGAGCUGGCAGACUCUGGGAAGAAGAUCAAGGUGAACAAAGACGACAUCCAGAAGAUGAACCCGCCCAAGUUCAGCAAGGUGGAGGACAUGGCCGAGCUCACCUGCCUGAAUGAGGCGUCUGUGCUGCACAACCUGAAGGAGAGAUACUACUCUGGACUCAUCUAUACAUACUCUGGUCUCUUCUGCGUUGUGAUAAACCCCUACAAAAACCUGCCCAUCUACUCAGAGGAGAUUGUUGAAAUGUACAAGGGCAAGAAAAGGCACGAGAUGCCCCCUCACAUCUACGCCAUAACGGACACGGCGUACCGGAGCAUGAUGCAGGAUCGGGAAGACCAAUCUAUUCUUUGCACAGGCGAGUCUGGAGCUGGUAAAACGGAGAACACCAAGAAGGUUAUCCAGUAUCUCGCUCAUGUGGCCUCCUCCCACAAGACCAAAAAGGAUCAGAGCAGUUACCUGUCACAUGGGGAGCUGGAGAAGCAGCUGCUGCAGGCUAACCCCAUCCUGGAAGCCUUUGGAAACGCCAAAACAGUCAAAAAUGACAACUCUUCCAGAUUUGGAAAAUUCAUCAGAAUCAACUUUGAUGUCAAUGGUUACAUCGUUGGUGCCAAUAUUGAAACAUACCUGCUGGAGAAAUCCCGUGCCAUCCGCCAGGCCAAAGACGAAAGGACGUUUCACAUUUUCUACUACUUGCUCACAGGAGCAGGAGACAAGUUACGAAGUGAGCUUCUCCUUGAAAAUUACAACAACUACAGAUUCCUGUCCAAUGGAAAUGUCACAAUUCCGGGCCAGCAGGACAAGGAUCUGUUCACAGAAACCAUGGAGGCCUUUAGGAUCAUGGGUAUUCCAGAGGACGAGCAGAUUGGCUUGUUGAAGGUGGUGGCCUCAGUUCUGCAGCUUGGCAACAUGAGCUUCAAGAAGGAACGGCACACAGAUCAGGCCUCAAUGCCCGACAACACGGCUGCCCAGAAGGUGUCCCACCUCAUGGGCAUGAACGUGACAGACUUUACCAGGGCCAUCCUGUCGCCCCGGAUCAAAGUGGGCAGAGACUACGUCCAGAAGGCUCAGACUCAGGAACAAGCAGAGUUCGCAGUGGAAGCCCUGGCCAAGGCUACCUAUGAAAGGAUGUUCCGCUGGCUCGUCAUGAGGAUCAACAAAGCACUGGACAAGACAAAGAGACAGGGGGCGUCCUUCAUUGGCAUCCUGGACAUUGCUGGCUUCGAGAUUUUUGAGCUGAACUCCUUUGAGCAGCUCUGCAUCAACUACACCAACGAGAAGCUGCAGCAGCUCUUCAACCACACCAUGUUCAUCCUGGAGCAGGAGGAGUACCAGAGGGAGGGCAUCGAGUGGAGCUUCAUCGACUUUGGCCUGGACCUGCAGCCGUGCAUUGACCUCAUUGAGAAACCAGCCAGCCCCCCUGGUAUCCUCGCUCUGCUGGACGAGGAGUGCUGGUUUCCCAAGGCAACAGACAAGAGCUUUGUUGAGAAGGUGGUGCAGGAGCAGGGCACACACCCCAAAUUCUUCAAGCCCAAGAAACUGAAGGAUGAAGCAGAUUUCUGUAUCAUUCAUUACGCUGGCAAGGUGGACUACAAGGCAGACGAGUGGCUGAUGAAGAACAUGGACCCACUGAACGAUAACGUAGCUACGCUCCUCAACCAGUCCACUGACAAGUUUGUGUCUGAGCUGUGGAGGGACGUGGACCGCAUUGUGGGCCUGGACAAAGUGUCCGGCAUGUCGGAGAUGCCCGGCGCCUUUAAGACCCGUAAAGGCAUGUUCCGCACCGUGGGCCAGCUCUACAAGGAGCAGCUGUCCAAGCUCAUGGCCACGCUGAGGAACACCAACCCCAACUUUGUUCGUUGCAUCAUCCCCAACCACGAGAAAAAGGCUGGAAAGCUGGACCCCCACCUGGUUCUGGACCAGCUUAGGUGCAACGGUGUGCUGGAGGGGAUCCGUAUCUGCAGACAGGGCUUCCCCAACCGCAUCGUUUUCCAGGAGUUCAGACAGAGGUAUGAAAUCCUAACUCCGAAUGCCAUCCCCAAGGGUUUCAUGGAUGGGAAGCAGGCCUGCGUCCUCAUGAUCCGGUCCCUGGAGCUGGAUCCCAACCUGUUCCGGAUUGGCCAGAGUAAAGUUUUCUUCAGGGCAGGAGUCCUCGCUCACCUGGAGGAGGAGAGAGACAUGAAGAUCACAGACAUCAUCAUCAGUUUCCAGGCCUGGUGCAGAGGCUACGUGGCUCGCAAGGCUUUUGCAAGGAGACAACAGCAGCUGACUGCCAUGAAGGUGAUCCAGAGGAACUGUGCUGCUUACCUUAAGCUGAGGAACUGGCAGUGGUGGAGACUCUUCACUAAGGUGAAGCCGCUGCUUCAAGUCAGCAGGCAGGAGGAGGAGAUGCAGGCCAAGGAUGAAGAGCUGCAUAAGGUGAAGGAGAAGCACCUCCAAGCUGAGCAGCAGCUGCAGGAAAUGGAGGCGAAACAACAACAGCUGAGUGCGGAGAAGCAGGCCCUGCAGGAGCAGCUCCAGGCAGAAACGGAGCUCUGUGCCGAGGCCGAGGAGAUGAGAGCCCGCCUGGCUGCCAAAAAGAAUGAGCUGGAGGAGAUCCUCCAUGACCUGGAGGCGCGUGUAGAGGAGGAGGAAGAGCGCGCUUCUCAUUUGGCAGCUGAGAAGAAGAAGAUGCAGCAAAAUAUUACUGAUUUGGAGCAGCAGCUGGAUGAAGAGGAGGCAGCCAGACAGAAGCUCCAGCUGGAGAAGGUCACUUUGGAAGCCAAAAUGAAGAAGAUUGAAGAGGACGUCAUGGUUUUAGAUGACCAGAACAACAAGCUUCUCAAGGAGAAAAAGCUGAUGGAGGAGAGGAUCUCUGAGUUCACCACCAACUUGGCAGAGGAGGAGGAAAAAUCCAAGAGUUUACAGAAACUAAAGACUAAACACGAGGCCAUGAUCACCGACCUGGAGGACCGCCUGCGCCGGGAGGAGAAGAGUCGUCAGGAGCUGGAGAAGAACAGACGCAAGCUGGAGGGCGACUUCACCGAGACGCACGACCAAAUCGCUGAGCUCCAGGCUCAGAUCGCUGAGCUCCGUGCGCAGCUGGCCAAGAAGGAGGAGGAGCUCCAGGCGGCCCUGGCCAGAAUCGAGGAGGAGGCUGCCCAGAAGAACAUGGCUCAGAAAAAGAUCAGAGAGCUGGAGGCUCAGAUUUCUGAGCUGCAGGAGGACUUGGAGCUGGAGAAGCAGGCCCGAAUGAAGGCGGAGAAGUAUCGCAGGGACCUGGGAGAGGAGCUGGAGGCUCUGAAGACGGAGCUUGAGGACACGCUGGACUCUACGGCUGCCAUGCAAGAUCUCAGGACCAAACGUGAGACGGAGGUGGCGCAGCUUAAGAAGAACCUGGAGGAAGAUGCCAGAAUCCAUGAGCAGCAGCUUGUUGAGAUGAGGCAGAAACACAGCCAGGCCUUCGACGAGCUCAAUGAGCAGCUGGAGCAGGCCAAGAGGAACAAAGUGUCGGUGGAGAAGGCUAAACAGGCCCUGGAGUCAGAGAAGAACGAGUUGGCUAUCGAGGUUCAGACACUGAUGCAGGGCAAGGCUGAAUCCGAGCAGCGCAGGAAGAAGGCCGAGGGGCAGGCGCAGGAGCUGCAAGCCAAAUACUCUGAGGCUGACCGUCAGAGGCUGGAGCUGUCUGAGAAACUGGCUAAAGUGCAGACUGAGCUGGAUAACGUCAACAGCCUGCUGAGUGAGGCUGAGGGUAAAUCCAUCAAGGCCAAUAAAGACUUCUCUGCUGUGGAGUCCCAGCUCCAGGAUGCCCAGGAACUCCUCCAAGAAGAGACGCGUCAGAAACUGUCGCUCAGCUCACGUCUGCGCCAGCUCGAGGAUGAGCAGAACAACCUUAAAGAACAGCUGGAAGAAGAGGAAGAGGCCAAGAGGAACGUCGAGAAGCAGCUUCAAACGGCGCAGGCUCAGCUUGCUGAGAUGAAGAAGAAGGUGGAGCUGGAAGCCGGCUCUCUGGAGUCUGCUGAAGAGGGGAAGAAGAGGCUUCAGAGGGACCUGGAAAGCACCAACCAGCGGCUGGAGGAGAAAUGCGCCGCGUACGACAAGCUGGACAAAACAAAGACGCGUCUCCAGCAGGAGCUGGACGACCUGCUGGUGGACCAGGACCACCUCCGGCAGAUUGUCUCCAACUUGGAGAAGAAGCAGAAGAAGUUUGACCAGAUGCUUGCAGAGGAGAAGAACAUCUCCGCCCGCUAUGCAGAGGAGCGUGACCGAGCAGAAGCCGAGGCCCGUGAGAAGGAGACCCGGGCGCUGGCUCUAACCCGUGAGCUGGAAUCUCUGAUGGACAUCAAGGAAGAGCUGGACCGCAACAACAAGCUGCUGCGUGCUGAAAUGGAGGAUCUGGUGUCCUCUAAGGACGACGUGGGCAAGAAUGUCCAUGAGCUGGAGAAGUCUAAGCGUGCCAUGGAGCAGCAGCUGGAGGAGAUGAGGACUCAGCUGGAGGAGCUGGAGGACGAGCUGCAGGCCACAGAGGACGCCAAGCUGCGCCUGGAGGUCAACAUGCAGGCCAUGAAGGCGCAGUACGACAGAGACCUGGCAGGGCGGGAUGAGAUGGGCGAGGAGAAGAAGAGGGCACUGGUCAAACAGGUGCGCGAGAUGGAGCUGGAGCUGGAAGACGAGAGGAAGCAGCGAUCGGCGGCUGUAGCUGCACGCAAAAAGCUGGAGCUGGACCUGAAGGAGCUGGAGGCUGCCAUCGACAUGGCCAACAAGAGCCGCGACGAUGCCCUGAAGCAGCUGAAGAAGCUUCAAGCCCAGAUGAAGGAUCUGAUCCGAGAGCUGGACGACACUCGCAUUUCCAGAGACGAGAUCCUGACCCAGAGCAAGGAGACGGAGAAGAAGCUGAAGGCCAUGGAGGCUGAUAUGCUCCAGAUGCAGGAGGAGGUGGCAGCUGCAGAGAGAGUGAAGAGACAGGCCCAGCAGGAGAGAGAUGAACUGCAGGAUGAAAUCAAUAACCAGGCUGCCAAGAAUGCUCAGGUUGCUGAAGAGAGGAGACGGCUGGAGGCUCGUAUCGCUCAGCUGGAGGAGGAGCUGGAGGAGGAGCAGUGCAACACCGAGCUGGUCAACGACAGGCUGAAGAAGGCCAUGCUGCAGACCGACCAGGCCAACAUUGAGCUGACUGCAGAGCGCAGCGCCUCCCAGCGCCUGGAAGGGGCUCGCAGCCAGUUGGAGCGUCAGAACAAGGAGCUGAAACUGAAGCUCCAGGAGCUGGAGGGAACCGUGAAGUCCAAGUACAAGGCCAACAUGGCUGCCCUGGAAGCAAAGAUCGCUCAGCUGGAGGAACAGCUGGACAUGGAAACCAGGGAGAGGCAGACUGCCACCAAACUGGUGAGACGCACCGAGAAGAAACUGAAGGAAGUCAUCCUGCAGGUGGACGACGAGAGGCGCAAUGCAGAGCAGCACAAGGACCAGGCUGACAAGUUGAACUCUCGCAUGAAGCAGCUGAAGCGUCAGCUAGAGGAGGCCGAGGAGGAGGCCCAGAGGGCCAACGCCAACCGAAGGAAACUCCAGAGAGAGCUGGAGGACGCCACAGAGUCUGCAGACGCCAUGAACCGUGAAGUUGUCUCCCUGAAGAGCAAGCUCAGGCGCGGCGAUCUCCCCUUCACUGUACGCCGCACCGUCACACGCGUCGAAAGCGAAGAAGAAGGCGAAGCCAAGCCUGAGGCCCCGGAGCCCCAAGCCUGAACGGAGCACGCCACUCGCCUCUCCGAGCUGAAUCCUCACCAGAAAGAGCCAAACACAAAAAGAGCGGCCAUUACUGCAAAGAAGGAAGGAAAACAUGUUGUCCGUACUAGAGGCAGGGAUUCAGCUCAGUCCUCAGCGUUCAGUCCUGCGACUGUCAGAUCUAUUUGAACAGCAUCAAACUAUGCAUCCAUAAGCACGGCUACACGCACACGCCAGUAAAACGUAGACAAUCGCCAUUCCGAAUCACUUCCCCAUUUCUUCUGUUGUUUUGUUUUUUUUUUUUUGGGCCAAUUUCUUUGAUCGCUUCCUUUUUCAUUCUCUGGGAAAAGUAAAACUAUUUUUAUAAGGAAAAUUUUGACUUGUAAUAGUCCUGAUUUAGGAUUUAUUUUUCUAAUUGAGGGAGAUAAGCAUACAUAAAUAAAUGAAGACAAUUACUGGAAGGGGACCAAAGUAAUAUCAAGCAGAAGUGUAUUUUAUGCAGACCUUUUUUUAUAAUGGUUAGGAAUGAAAAUGCUUCAGUGUGUAUUAUGCUCAUUUUCGCUUCUUCGAGGUUUAUGAAGAUUUCUACAAUAUUGUGAAAUGUACUCUACAGACCUAGCUGCGAUUAGCACUCGUUACAACGUUUCCGGCCUGGAAUAUUUUGUACACACCUCUGGUAGAAACGUAAAGUCGAAGGCUUCAUCAAUUGGAGACAAACCGAAGGUGUUUAAUUGGUGCGUUGAAAAUCUCUUAAUUUGCACUGAGACGGAAGAACAGUCAUUAUUUGUGGAUUUCACUGAAACGGCGAAGAUGAAGCUUUUAAGUCUUUGAAUGACCAUGGACACGCUUAUUUAGUGAGUGCGCUCACACUGCCAACACACACUAUAAAAGCCUUAAAUGCAACUGACACCUACUUAGCAGGGUUCAUGGCUUUUGUCUUUUUUUGUAUGUUCAGGGCAAAUUAUAAAUGGGGCGUUCUUUAUAAAUGGGGCGUUCUUUGUUUGACUUGCAGCACACACUGUAUUCGUAGGGCACAGCUUGCUAGAAGAGGUACCCAGUUUUGAACCAAAGGCAGAUUCAGGAGGGAGGGAGGGACGUUCUCCAUCACUGGGAUAACCUGUACACUGUACUCCUUGACUUGCUUAUAGGGUGUGGCAUACGUACGAGCUGGUGUUUGCAUGCGAUCUGGUGUCGGUGACAGGACGACGUGAAACCCUCACAGGCUGUGCCCGGGGUCACCUUUUAGCUCGCAUCGCUGGAACGUGAGAGGAAUGUGUUGUUACUUCCUAAUAACGGCUCAUAAUUCAAAAGAUCAUGUAUUCGGUGCGUGAUAAGACACGGGCAAUCCAAAAGAAAAGAGGACCAGUUGUUUUGUAAUGUUCGUCUCUGCAACUCUGGAAUGGAAAAUGUGUGGUCAAAUAUGAUAUUGCAAAUAAAGAUGCUUUCUAAACUGCC